Messenger RNA from Dipodomys spectabilis (banner-tailed kangaroo rat), 6761 nucleotides. RefSeq names its product actin binding LIM protein 1 (gene Ablim1). The transcript has 23 exons. Gene Ontology annotation, molecular function: actin filament binding. The record is from RefSeq and is a predicted model, not a curated record. Lineage: Eukaryota; Metazoa; Chordata; Mammalia; Rodentia; Heteromyidae. Gene Ontology annotation, cellular component: stress fiber; actin cytoskeleton. The coding region runs from base 120 to 2225 and encodes 701 amino acids. Gene Ontology annotation, biological process: cilium assembly; cytoskeleton organization; lamellipodium assembly.
GCGGGGCUGGCGCCCGUGCGCGCGGCCGUGCGCUUCGGGGGAUCCUCCGGUCUCCGCGCCCGGCGGGGUUCUCCGCUCCUUCCUGCGUCGGCUCCCUUCCACCCCCCGCUGCCUGAGCCAUGUCCACGAGAGUGGCUCCGCCUCCGGACCCUCACCACCCCCCAGAGAAGCCCGUCAUCCACUGCCAUAAAUGUGGGGAGCCAUGCAAGGGGGAAGUGCUUCGUGUACAGACCAAACAUUUCCACAUCAAAUGCUUCACCUGCAAAGUGUGUGGCUGUGACUUGGCCCAGGGCGGCUUCUUCAUAAAGAACGGGGAAUAUCUCUGCACCCUGGACUACCAGCGGAUGUAUGGGACACGCUGUCAUGGCUGUGGAGAGUUUGUGGAAGGCGAGGUGGUGACCGCCCUUGGCAAGACGUACCAUCCCAACUGCUUUGCUUGUACCAUCUGCAAACGCCCGUUCCCACCAGGAGACCGAGUCACGUUUAAUGGGAGAGACUGCUUGUGUCAACUCUGUGCACAGCCCAUGUCUUCCAGCCCCAAAGAAGCCACCUGCUCUAGCAACUGUGCUGGCUGUGGAAGAGACAUCAAGAACGGGCAGGCGCUCCUGGCCCUGGACCAGCAGUGGCACUUGGGCUGCUUCAAAUGCAAGUCCUGCGGGAAGGUCCUCACCGGGGAAUAUAUCAGCAAGGAUGGCGCCCCAUACUGUGAAAAGGACUACCAGGGGCUCUUCGGGGUAAAGUGCGAAGCGUGUCACCAGUUCAUCACAGGGAAAGUCCUGGAGGCAGGUGACAAGCAUUAUCACCCUAGCUGUGCACGAUGCAGCAGAUGCAACCAGAUGUUCACAGAAGGAGAGGAAAUGUAUCUUCAAGGUUCCACUGUUUGGCAUCCCGACUGUAAACAGUCUACCAAGACAGAGGAAAAACUGCGGCCGACCAGGACCUCCUCUGAGAGUAUUUAUUCUAGACCAGGUUCCAGCGUUCCCGGCUCACCAGCGCACACCAUCUAUGCAAAAGUAGACAAUGAAAUCCUGGAUUACAAGGAUUUAGCAGCCAUUCCCAAGGUCAAGGCGAUUUACGAUAUUGAACGUCCAGAUCUUAUUACCUAUGAGCCUUUCUACACUACGGGAUAUGAUGACAAGCAGGAGAGACAGAGCCUUGGAGAGUCUCCAAGGACUUUGUCUCCUACUCCAUCAGCUGAGGGCUACCAGGACAUACGGGAUCGGGUGAUGCACCGGUCCACCAGCCAAGGCUCCAUCAACUCCCCUGUGUACAGCCGCCACAGCUACACCCCCACCACGUCACGCUCUCCCCAGCAUUUCCACAGACCUGGCAAUGAGCCGUCCAGCGGCCGGAACUCCCCUCUCCCUUACCGGCCCGACAGCCGCCCUCUAACUCCAACUUACGCUCAGGCCCCUAAACAUUUCCAUGUUCCAGAUCAAGGGAUCAACAUCUACCGAAAACCACCCAUCUACAAACAGCAUGAUACAGCUGCCUUGGCAGCCCAGAGCAAGUCUUCAGAAGACAUCAUCAAGUUUUCCAAGUUCCCAGCAGCCCAAGCGCCAGACCCCAACGAGAUACCAAAGAUUGAAACGGACCACUGGCCUGGUCCCCCCUCUCUGGCGGCCAUAGGAACUGACAUGAGACGCAGAUCUAGAGAGGAAGAUGAAGAGGAACUUCUGAGACGCCGGCAGCUUCAGGAAGAGCAGUUGAUGAAGCUUAACUCAGGCCUGGGGCAGCUGAUCCUGAAGGAAGAGAUGGAGAAGGAGAGCCGGGAAAGGUCAUCCCUGUCUGCCAGUCGCUAUGAUUCUCCCAUCCACUCAGCUCCACAUGCUCCAUCAUCUAAAACCUCGUCUCUCCCUGGUUAUGGAAAAAAUGGGCUUCACAGGCCAGUUUCCACGGACUUUGCUCAGUACAACAGCUACGGGGAUGUCAGCGGGGGAGUACGAGACUACCAGACCCUUCCAGAUGGACACAUGCCAGCAAUGAGGAUGGACCGAGGAGUGUCCAUGCCCAACAUGUUGGAACCAAAGAUAUUUCCAUAUGAAAUGCUCAUGGUGACCAACAGAGGGCGCAACAAAAUCCUGAGGGACGUGGACAGAACCCGGCUGGAGCGCCACUUAGCCCCAGAAGUGUUUCGGGACAUCUUUGGAAUGUCCAUUCAAGAGUUCGACAAGUUACCUCUUUGGAGACGCAACGACAUGAAGAAAAAAGCGAAACUCUUCUAAGUCCCACACAUAAGCAGCAACUAGAAAGGGACUGGCAGUGGCGACGAUGCCGGCGAUGAUGUAUCAAGGUCCAAACUUUGAUUGGAGAAUUUACAAUGCACCGUCCCUCAGCAACACACCAAGGGAAAGUCUGGCCACUCGGUACCCUGAGCCAAAUAUUGGGCCAACCAACAGUAACACUUGCCAAGCAGCAAUGGGUAGAAAUUUCUAUGUUCCCAAACACAGCAGUAAUGUUCACAGGUGACCUUUCUACAUGACAUAUUGACCACACAGGACUGGCCUGCCUGCCUUCCUCCCUCUCUCCUUCCCUCCUUCCUUCCCUCUCUCCCUCCCUUCCUCUUUUUUCUCUCCCUUUAACUUUUCCUUUAAUUGUGUCUACCAUAGUGCUGACUGUAUCAAUCAGAGCCAGCAAGUGCCCUUAGGAUAGAGUGUGUGCUGAUUCCAAAGUACGAACAUAUUUAUUCUCCAGCACUGUGGCUAAGGGGGAGGGGGAGUCAGAGGGCUGCUCCCACAUGGUAGCAGUAACUUAGCACACACCUUUCCUUGCCCACUUUGUGCUCCUCUGCCUGGGCUCUGGCAGGGAUGGAAGUCAGUCAUGGAACCAGGCAGCUCUGGUUGAACCUCUGAACGACUUUUUUUCCCCCAUAGGCUCUUUAUUGUGGGAUCUGGUUGGCAAAUUGCUAGGAUCUUUUUUUAAGAGAAAGGUAAGGAAAAGAAAGGAAGGCAGCCCUCCUGGACUUGUUUUCUGAUUCAGAUAGUGUGCUGAAUGCUUUCUCUAUGCCAAGGACAGGAGUUGGCUUAGGCAUUACCUUUGCAAAGAAAGGAAAGAUAAAAAUGGUUUCCAGAUUGGCCCGGCUACAUGUUGCUAGGUAAUUUCUGUCCAUAGCCCAUAAUAUUCUUAAAGAAACAAAAAUCCCAUGUCUUGUCACCCAUAUAAGUUCAUCCUUUCUGACAGUGUCCUGUGCUGUCUGUGUGGCAUCCUAUGAAUCAGGUCAUACCCAGGCUGAGUUUAUUUUAAAGUCUUUGGUAAUAGGCUAAGAAAAGGCAUGCUUUUCUCUGAAAUCUCUUCAACUUUAAUAGAUGGCUUCAAAUAGAUUUAAGUUGGCCUUUAUAGCUCUCCUUGCCUAGUAUUGUUCACUCUGAUGUGUGUGUGGGUGUCUGUGUGUUUGUGUCUGUGUGCCUGUCUGUCUGUCUGUCUGUCUCACCCACCCAGGGCAGUUUUGUGAGUCUGCAUGUGCUUUUAGGUUUUGGAUGUUGGUCACACUGUGCUGCAGCUUCUUAGGGACAUUUUGCACCAGUGCAUGUGACUCAGCACUCAUGGAUGAAAGCCAGCCUGUGUCCCCAGCACCGCCUCCUUCGUGAGAGGAUGUUGGUGCCUGGAGACCAUGCGCUGAGGUAACUAAUGCUGAAGAAGACAGAAGAGGCUGAGGCCUCUCUCCAGAGGCCUCACACACUGCAGCUCUUCAUCCAAAUUAGAGUCUAGCGAUUUUCACUAGAAUGUGUGGCUGAGGCCAUGUUACAAUAUGGCAUCAUACGUGGGAUGAGGGGUCUCUCCAGCUCCACACACGGGAGGUUAGGGCACAUUUGUUCUUGCACUUUGGGGCUCCAGUUGCAGAUUUACACUCUUAAGUGCAAAUACCACUGAGCACAAUGUCUCAGAAAUUCUGGUGCUCUAAAGAUGGAGAUUACUAGGCAUCCACCUGACAUUGGGGGGCAAAUGGAAGCAGUGUGGGGCUUGAGCCCAAGUGGCAGGCUUGCGACCCGCUUGUGUCUGUAUGAUGUAGUGAAUGAUGUAGUGAAUUCUAGGAUGUAGUGAAUAUUCUAACUGCUUUCUGGGGUUCUCUUAUGCUCUAUGAGGAAAUCUAAGCUUGAGUACUACUCUCACAAAUCCAUGAUUAUAUGUUGCACCUACUAAUUUUUCUAGCAAAGAGCUCCGAUGGGGUGCCUGAGCAGAUGAGAGGCCAGUAACUCUGGUCUGCAGGCAGACUGAAGCCCGCAGGGAGCCCUCUCAGGUCUCAAUUGCCUGUGCGCUUCAGGCUAUGUUCCCGGUACCCUGUCCAGCACUGACGGUCUCAGGUCAAAGCCUGAAUUGUCUUAGUUUUUGCCUUGUCCUGGCAGAUAGAGGGAUGGGGGCUAUGGCACAUGGUUCCUGACCGUGUGUUCCUACUACUGUCAGCAACAGUGGUGGACAAGCAGCUGCCAGCAUGUUUUCAUGGUGGAGAUAAUAAAGAGCCUGCCAUGUGUUCCAUUUGGUAAUGAGUUAUCACUCAUAAACAUGCAGAUGAAAUGCCAGGGUAGGAAAAAACCAAGGGAUUCCAGAAACAAGGGCACAGGCAGGUAGUUUGGCUAUUCUUCUUGUUGGUCUCCAGGAGAAGGGCCUGGCUGCCAUGGGGAUAGGACAGUGAGGCUGAGGGGAAUCCUAGAGGGUCAUUUUAAAAUCGGCUCCUAAUUCUCCCCAUGAUGAAAAUCCCUGCUCUUCUUUGUAUCUUUUGAACUCAAUUCUGACUCCAACUAGAAAAGCAAAACCUUCCCAUAUCAACUGUACUGAUUCAUUUAGAUUGCCUUGUGCAAAACUGCAUUGCUGGAAAACAUCAGCAGCCUUUCUCUGCUGUGGGGAGGGACCUCUGCAGAUCACUGGGGGGGGGGGGGGGGGGGACAUCUGUGCUACACUGACCUGGAAGAAUAGGUUGGGGACAAGCUGGUUCUAAUUGCCAAAUCUAAACGAACGGGCCUAUCUGUCAAGCUGGGCUCCCCAUGCUUGAGCUUGAAAAGUUCUGACCACAGCCCAGGAGAGGUGUUUUCUACUCCUCCCUCCCCCCCGUGCUGUAUGUCAAAGGAAACUACAGUUGUUACAGUCAAAUCAGCUUGUCCAUUCUAGUGAUAGAAUUAUACCCAUAGCAGGCUUGGUGCAUAUAUUAAGGGCUAUAUUUCCUAGCAUUUGACUGACCUGUGGCUCGAAUCACAUACUGACUGCAUGAAGAGGUUACUAUGACCCUAUGAGAGUCAGUGCUUCCUUUUAAAAUUUCUUCAAGACAGUCCAAACCAUCACCUAGUCUUCCUGUGCAGUUUACUAGGAGGUAUAAAGAGCAUUUGGAAACCUGGACAACUAGCUAUGUAUCUCCUUUCUGGUUUGGGGUUCAUUGAGAAAAAAUUUUUAAUAUGACUCCUUCAAUAACUAAAUAUAAACUGCCUGUUCUCUGAAACUUCAAAGAGGAAAAAAAAAACAAGUUAAUGGGUAAUAAUGGUGCAGAAAACUGGGGUGGGGGAAGGUAUUCUGUCUGUCCUGUCCUCUGUUCCUCCCUAACCCUGAUUCUGUUGGCUCCAAACUGAGUCUCUUCCGAAGCAAAAGCCAGAGCUGUUUUUGAUUCGAACGCAGAUCCUCUCCAUCCCUAUCUGGUGUCAAUUACCUCUAACUUGCAGAAGUUCCGCUGGAAAUGUUUCUAGAAUCUCACCUAACUUCUUUACACAUUGAAGCAAACAUCUUUUUCUAAGAAUUGCUUCCCAGAUUUUAUAUAUAUACAUAUAUUUAUGUAUAUAUAUAUAUAUAUAUGCUUUUGCAAGCUUCAAAGAAUUCAAAAUUAACCACUUUUGACUAGAUCAGUCUUUCUAAAGAUUAUUUUGAGCAAACAGGGUGGCGGUCUGGUGUGCGUUGUAGGGGCAAGCAUGCCUCUAGCUAUGGCACCCAGAACCCCGUUACUCAAGAGUCACAGAAGGGAAGUAGCCCUCUGCAUCCUCUGAAACAAGCUCAGAUUUAUAAAACACUUUGUAUUUCUGGUAACUAAUCUGUACUUCCUAUGCUAGACUUGAUUUUAUUUGAUUUUAAGAAUUUGUUUUCUUUGGAUGAACUAAGUGUAUGUAUGCCUCCAAUUCAUUCUGUAGUGUGCCCUUUUGAAGAACUUUCCAUCCAGGAAAAUAAAAAAAUAAAUAAAAGAUUAUUUAGGGAUUGAAAUGUGCAAUACCAUCCUUCCAUGAUAAGCUUUAAGGGAACUGCUCACUUAUUCCUUGAUGGGAGAAAGAGAAGCCUUUACUUUGAUGAUCUUUAAAAAAAAAUACAAAAACAACAACAACAAAAGCAUCACCAUCUUCCCAUUUCCUGCUCAGGAAGGGAGACUUUUGACAACUAUCCUUUGCAUAUGGAUUGUUCUAUUUCCAUUUGAGCAGAGUUUAACUUAAGGCAAACUCAGUCGGGGACAGUGAUGAAUUCAGGUGGACCCUUUCUGAGUGGUGACUGUGUCUACAAUAAAACUAAACAAAUCCAGUACUUUCUAAAGCUUAGUGGGAUUGAAAUGGUGGUUAUUAGCAUUCAAACUGUCACUCCCAAGAGGGAAGUUCCCAUGAGUAACACUCGGAGCCUAUGGACUGCAAAGAGAGGGUAACAAUUACAUCCAUCAUCAGAAAGGCUGUGAACCACUUCCGGAUCACACUUGCUCUGUUUCUUUACUUAUGGGAGUUGACACAAUUGUCCACAAAAUUGAUGGUCUUGGGGGAUUUUUGUGUACACAUUUCUCCAGUAAUAAAUGGGAACCAUUUCCAUGA